Molecule: messenger RNA, 801 nt
Organism: Triticum dicoccoides
Lineage: Eukaryota; Viridiplantae; Streptophyta; Magnoliopsida; Poales; Poaceae
Product: pre-rRNA-processing protein TSR2-like
Exons: 4
Coding region: 121-699 (192 amino acids)
Source: RefSeq, a predicted model, not a curated record
AACCGCCGGCCGGAAGAUCCUCUUCGGCUCUCUCCUUGUCCAUAACCACCAUCAAUUCUGUUACUAAAGAACACCAAAAGGUCAAAACCCUAGCCGCCUCCCUAGAACUCUCGCAGCACCAUGUCGGCAUCCACUAGCGGCGGCGGAUCGCUCUCGCCCCAGGCGGCUGCAGCGCUCCAGGAGGGUAUCGGGCUGGUGUUCGGGCGGUGGACGGCGCUGCAGAUGGCUGUGGAGAACGAGUGGGGCGGCCCCGACUCCCGCGCCAAGGCCGACCAGCUCGCCGCGUCCAUCCUCUCCUGGUUCACCAACUCCAAGGGCCCAUAUUAUUAUGAGGACUUGGAGGAUAUGAUGUUUGACAGAAUAUAUAAAUCCCUCAAUUCUAACUUUGCGGAUGGUAGCAUUAGGGAGGUUGCUGAACAAUUUUUUAUGAUGCAUGAAGAAUGCCUGGAAAACAACUUUUCAUCGAUUGAGAAAUUAAGGAAUACACGUCCUCAAGGAAAUGUUGUUUCCCAAAGUAGACAGAUGGUAACCGAGGAGGAUGAUGAUAGCUUGGACGAUGGUGAUGAGCCAUCAAUGGGGGAAGAUAAAGCAGCUAGAUCAGAUGAUAUGGCAGUAGAUCAGCCAAAACCUUCCAAGCCUACCCCUGGUGCUGAUGGGUGGACUGUUGUGCAUCCUAGGCGUGGCCAAGGCAAGAAUUAAGCGCAGAAGCAAACCUUGGCAAGAUACCUCCUGGUUAGAGGCCGUUUUCAUGGUUUUUUUUAAAUGAUCGUGUAUUUAAACCAUAUUCGGGAAUAUUAAAAA